Scheffersomyces stipitis CBS 6054 is the source of this 564-nucleotide messenger RNA. It is a transcript of the gene FGR39, whose product is annotated as Fgr39p. The transcript is spliced from 2 exons. NCBI's taxonomy places the organism in Eukaryota, Fungi, Ascomycota, Pichiomycetes, Serinales, Debaryomycetaceae. The record is from RefSeq and is a predicted model, not a curated record. The annotation marks the transcript as partial.
GGAUGGCAAGGUUCAAUUGCUUGUUACAGGAUUCAAACAGAAAGAUUUGCUCAUAAAAAUAGCUGCACCAAACCACAGUCUUUCAUUAACAACAAUUUUAUCGUAAAGUCGCUUAACUACGUCAAGAAUGUUGACGAACAACAGAAGCUGUUGGAAAACUACAGCACUGAAGACAAAGUCAACGAGCUCCUCACCCAUAUUCUGACCAAUAGUGAGCUUCUUUAUAUGCUCUCUCUAUUCCAUUAUGAAUGCCAGAAGUUGAAAAUCACUAAUUCAGACUUGAAAAAUAGAAAAAAAUCAGUCAAAUUUACUCUCAACUUCUUCCUCCGUUUGCAACCCAUCAAUGAGGCUUUCUGGGAUGUCUGCCACAUCAUCAAUAUUUCCAACCAUAAUCACAAAUUGAGCUACAAUGUUCACGAUCUUGGACUUUUGGAUCCUAAGAACUUCUCCGAUGAAGUCUACAAUAAACUCCAAACUGGCAUUUACAACGGUGUAGAUUUCCGCAAUGUCGAGACGGUGUCAUUUGCCAGGCCAAAUUUUACAAGGGAAACCGAGAAUAAGUAA